UUGUUGUAAGUGACGGUGAUUAUGCAGUGAUAGUGCGUUAGGACGGCAAGUCCAGUUGUGUUUUUCACUGGACACUUGUUGCACAUAUGAAUGAACACGUCCCAAGUAUGCCGGUAUGCAAUCGCGAACGGACAGAUUGGUUCUAUACUGCUAAUUCGUGCACUUUAUGUAUUUUUGGUUGAGCUGACCGGCGCGGUAUCAGCCGUAUACGAAUGGGGCCCUUGGAUCAGGGACGGAAAGCGGGAUGCGGAUUCCGUUUUUGGAAGUCGGCGGACAGACCGACAGAAAAAACCAAUAUGGCGAGUCCAACGCCAGGAACAAGCUGGGGCGAACGGAUGGCUGGCACAAAACGAGGAUGAGUAUGGAUGGAGGUGCGUCAUCGGGGGGCGUCGGGGAUAA
Messenger RNA from Scaptodrosophila lebanonensis, 399 nucleotides. RefSeq lists its product as uncharacterized. Lineage: Eukaryota; Metazoa; Arthropoda; Insecta; Diptera; Drosophilidae. The coding region runs from base 91 to 399 and encodes 102 amino acids. The transcript is spliced from 3 exons. The record is from RefSeq and is a predicted model, not a curated record.